AUAAUAAUAAAAAAAAAAACAAAAAGAAGAGAGAGAUAGACUCACCACCAUCACCUCUCUCUCUCUCUCUCUCUCUCUCUCUCUCUCUAUACUUCUCAUUCACACUUCUCUUCGCCAUGGACGCGCUCAAAGAAGAAGAAGACGACUCCAUGUUCGAGACGAGCCACGUGCUGGGGAGCCUCGUCGCGUCGUCCCCGCUCCUAGGGCACGCGUGGCGCGCGUGCGCGCGCGCGGACGCGGCGGGGCCGAGGAGCUUCGUGGCCGAGCGCCCGGGCGGGGGCGGCGGCGCAGCCGUCCACGUCGCGUUCUCCGGCGCCAGCGCCGCGGCGGCCGCGGCGGCCGCGGACGCGGGAGGGGACGCGCUCCGACCGGUGCCCAUCGGCGGCGGCGGCGGUGGAGGGCUCUUCUCCCAGCUUGUGGGCGGCGGCGGCGGCGGCGGCGGGGAUGGGGAGGAGGAGGUGCUCGUGCAAGCUUGGGCUUUGCGUUUCUAUGUCGCCUUGUGUAAGACACCGGAGUAUCAAAUGCUUCUGGAUGAUGUCAAAGACAAAUCAGUGGUAUUCACAGGCCAUGCAAUGGGCGGUGCGGUCGCUUCGCUUGCGGCCCUUCACUUCCUUUGCUCAUCGUUCUGCUUCACUUCUUCAACCACCAAAUCCCUCUUAUGCGUCACCUUCGGAAGUCCGCUUCUCGGAAAUGAGGCUCUAUCUCGAGCCAUUCUUAGAGAAAGAUGGAAUGGUAACUUCUUCCACGUCGUCUCACAGCACGAUUUCAUGCCAAGGCUCUUCUUUUGCCCUCUCAACUCAAUUUCUUCUCGUCUUAGAACCUACUUGCAGUCGAGGCAAUUCUCAAUGCAUGCACCUAAUGAAGAAAAGAUGGAACUGCAUAAGUUUAUAUCUCCGCAUAUUGCUGCUGCCGUGACCGGGCAGAAGCAGAAGCGGAAGCUAUCUGCUGUGGUUUAUGACAGAAGCCCUUACAAGCCAUUUGGGAACUACGGUUUGUGCUCUAUGGAGGGAAUGGUGUGCAUUGAUAAUCCAACUGCAGUGGCACAGAUGCUCUAUGUGACAUUCGUAACUAAUUGGCAGUCAAACUCCAACAUCGAGGAGCAUCUUUCUUAUGGUGAUCUUGUAGUGAAUAUCUCGCAAAACUUGCUAAAGAGGAAGCGAAUUUCCGUUGAAGAUGAGGACCCCAAAUCAAACUACGAGUCAGGGAUUUCACUCGCACUCGAGGCAUCGGGUAUCGGAGUAAAGGGCAUUGGAGCUAUGGCUGCACGCGAGUGCCUAAAACAAUCGAAGAGGAUGGGCCAAAGUCCUAAUCUGAUCUGUGCCAAUCUAGCAAUCAGGCUUGGCAAAAUAACCCCAUGUCGGGCUCAAAUCGAAUGGUACAAGACCUCUUGCGACGACGACAUGGGCUACUACGAUGCAUUCAAGCUUAGGAAGGCCAAGAAGGACUCCAAAGCAAACAUGAACCGAAUAAAACUAGCUAAAUUUUGGGACAGCGUGAUUGAAAUGCUUCAAAACAACCAACUUCCUUAUGAUUUCCACAAAAGAGCCAAGUGGGCUAAUGCAGCUCAAUUCUACAAGCUUCUGGUUGAGCCAUUGGACAUUGCUGAGUAUUACAGAAGCCGGUAUCACAAGACUAAAGGCCAUUAUUUGACUCAUGGGAGAGAAAGGAGGUACGAGAUCUUCGAUAAGUGGUGGGAAGGGAAGAAGGAUUGUGUUGAUACCACGAAUAUGAAGAGGAGUAAGUUUGCUGGGUUGACUCAAGAUUCGUGUUUCUGGGCGAAGGUCGAAGAAGCAAUGGAGUGGCUGGAUGAUUUGAGAAGCCAGAGUGAUCCUGCGAAGGUGGCGCAAUUGAGGAAAAAGUUGAAUGAAUUUGAUUGUUACUCGAAGCGAUUGGUGGAGAGGAAAGAUGUGUCGAUAGACGUGUUGGCCCCGCGCUCGAGCUUCAGGCUGUGGUUGGAAGAAUGGAAGGAUCUCAAGUUUAACCCCAGCUUCUAAAAAGUAGUACAUUGUUCUACUUAAAUACUCUUCUGUAAGUUUGAUUUAGUAGUGGUAUGAGAAAUUAGCAGUAGAUAAAUGAUAGCAUAAAGAACCUAAAUUACCGAGAAAGAACAUAAUCAUCGAGGUAUAUGUAUAAAUUCGAAGCCUUUGUUACUAAUUCUGGUGUAUGUAUUCAUAAUAAUAAUCAGGAUUCAUAGUUCUACUA
Ananas comosus (pineapple) is the source of this 2202-nucleotide messenger RNA. Its product is annotated as lipase-like PAD4. The transcript is spliced from 4 exons. Gene Ontology annotation, biological process: lipid metabolic process. The record is from RefSeq and is a predicted model, not a curated record. NCBI's taxonomy places the organism in Eukaryota, Viridiplantae, Streptophyta, Magnoliopsida, Poales, Bromeliaceae. Bases 117 to 1994 code for a protein of 625 amino acids.